Bombus huntii is the source of this 1050-nucleotide messenger RNA. Its product is annotated as RNA pseudouridylate synthase domain-containing protein 1-like. Gene Ontology annotation, biological process: pseudouridine synthesis. Gene Ontology annotation, molecular function: pseudouridine synthase activity; RNA binding. NCBI's taxonomy places the organism in Eukaryota, Metazoa, Arthropoda, Insecta, Hymenoptera, Apidae. The coding region runs from base 147 to 1037 and encodes 296 amino acids. The record is from RefSeq and is a predicted model, not a curated record. The transcript is spliced from 4 exons.
CUUGUACCUGAAAGAAACUAGAUACACAUACAUACAUGAAUAUAAUACCCAACCAAUGUUUAUCAUUUUGAUAACGUAACAGUUUUCAAAGAUUGGUGUUAUGUAUAUUUUGUUGCUUACAAAAACAAAAACUAAUAUUGCAUAAAAUGAAUAUAAAUAAAAUAUUAUACAAUUGUAGGAUGUUUAUUCUCAAAUUAACGCGAAUAUUAAAAGUAUUGUUAAAAUUAUAUACGAAAUAUUUUAUUGAAAUCAAACAUAAAAAUAAUGUAAAUAUAUUAUAUCACAGCGAAAAUUUCUUGGUGGUUUCUAAACCAUACGACAUGUGCAUUAAUAGUAAUAAUCGUGAAAAAAAGGAUACACUGCAAUUUGAAUUAAAAAAAAUUUUACCAAAAUUAGUCAAUCCAAAUUUAUUUCAUGAAUUUCAUUUUGUACAUAGAUUAGAUUAUGUGACAAGUGGUGUGAUAUGUAUUGCAUUAAAUAAAAAAGCAGCUCGAGCUGCUUCUAAUGUAUUCGAAGCAAGAACAGCCAAAAAAUUUUAUCUGGCAUUACUUCAUGGACAUAUUAAUGAACCUUACCUAAUCAUAGAUAAAGCAAUUGGGAUUGAUGCUAGAGAAAAGAAGGGAAACCAUAAAAUGUGUACCAGUGAUAACUUAUUUUGUGAGAAACCAAAAGAAUCAUAUACAAUUCUUAUAGUAUUAGAAAGAGGUUUCAGAAAUGGAAAGCCAGCUACUAAAGUACUAUUAUGUCCUGGUACAGGUAGAAGACAUCAAUUAAGAGUGCAUUGUUCAUAUAUUGGUCAUACUGUGAUUGGAGAUUAUACAUAUAGUGAGAGAAAAGAUAUAGAGCCUUAUCGAACAUUUUUACAUUCCUUCAGACUUAUAUUGAACAAUGAAAUGGAAAAUUUAGAUGUAAGAAGUACAGAUCCAUUUGUAGCUUCUGAUCCAAGAAAUCAAUGGUCACCAACAAAUAUUGCUAGGAUAUUAGAUGAAGAUAUAUUUUAUGAUAUUUAUAAUCUUUUGCAAUCAAAUAAACAUUAAACUUUUAUUUCAA